This is a messenger RNA of Meloidogyne enterolobii, 472 nucleotides long. Lineage: Eukaryota; Metazoa; Nematoda; Chromadorea; Rhabditida; Meloidogynidae. The record is from the annotation of a GenBank genome assembly.
AAAUAUAAAAAUAAUGUACAAAAAUGCAGAGGAUUUAAUACAAAAUAAAACAAUAUCCAAUGGAAAAGUUUCUGAAGGAAAAUACAAAAAAGAUGAAUUAAUUGAUGCAGUAUUUCAACAAGUAAAUCUUCCAGAAGUUCAUUUUAUCCAAUCUUCCCCACCCGUUUCCUCUCCAAAAAUAACUUGUGUACCUCCAAACAGUGUUCGUUCAGAAAUUGGAGAAAUAAAUAUUUUUGAAGAAAAUGCUGAUUUAAUUACACCUAGAAAAUCGCCUAACACACCAGAAAGGCAAUCAGCCCUUUCACAAUGUGAGGAGGAUUAUAACGAUGAGGAUGAAUAUAUUGAUAAAGAUGAGGGUGAUGAAAAUGAGAAUAAACAUCAAAAAGUAAAAUUUAAAAAAUUGUUUAGAAAAAAACAAGGGGGAAAAGUUAGAAAGACAUACCGUAAAACUUUGAAUAAUUACCCGGGGUAA